AUGCCGGACAAAGUCUCCGGGUAUGUCGCGAAUAUCAUCUCGGCGGGCCUUGCCGAGGGCGCUCGUCCGACUGGAGCCACGAGGGUGAAGCUGUUGGAGAAUGCGCGCGCGCUGGUCUAUGCGUUGGAGACGCCCCGGGAGGCUCUUGCUAGGUAUAGCUGGGCUGAGAGCUCCACAUACGCUGCUAUUCAGAUCGCUAGCAAUUGUCGUGUUUUCAAAGAUCUAUCUGAUGAUGACACGCCUAAGAGCGCGGUUCAGCUGGCUGAGGCGUGCGGUGCGGAUCCGUCCAUGCUUUCCCGCAUUUUGAAACACCUGGCUGCGAUGGGCGCGAUCGAAGAGGUCGGGCCCCACGAGUAUCGUCGGACAGGUUUCACACAGGCGAUGUGUUCUACGCGCUUUAGCGACUCUUUCCAGUGCAUGGCUGACUGCAUCACCGCGGGGGUCCUCGCCCUCCCGGCGCAUCUGAAAAAGAGGGAUCACCAGAACCCGGCAGAUGGGCAGCACUGCGCGUUCCAAGACGGGUAUAAGACGAAAUUGGGCUUCUUCGACUAUUUGAAGGCGCACUCUACCACCGGGAAGCAGUUUAAUCGCUUCAUGUCUGUUUGCAGGAAAGGCCGGGCCAGCUGGAUGGAUUUUUAUCCUGCUGAAAGACUGUUUGAUGGUUUAGACAUUCAUGAGAGCCGCCCGCUAUUUGUGGAUAUCGGCGGUGGACUGGGCCACGAUAUCAUGGAGUUCCAUGGCAGGUUUCCGGAUGUGCCGGGGAGGCUGGUCUUGCAGGAUUUGCCCGAGGUGUUGGAGGAGGCGAAGAAGCGUGUGCCCUCGAAGAUCGAGCUGGUGCCGCAUGACAUGUUUAAGAUGCAGCCGAUUAAGUGCGCUCGUGUGUACUACCUGCACCACAUCCUCCAUGACUGGCCUGAUGAUAGGGCUCGCGCCAUACUCUGGAAUCUGAUCCCGGCGCUGGAAAUCGGGUUUAGCAAGGUUUUGAUUCAUGAGUACGUCAUACCCACGACAGACGCGCAUUGGGAGAGCACCAGUUUGGACAUGGUCAUGAUGGCAACGUUUGGGGCGAGGGAGCGCUCUGAGGGGCGUUGGCGUAAGAACAUCGAGACGUGUGGAUUGAAGAUCGUGAAGAUCUGGACGAUCAACAAUGCGACGGAGAGCUUGAUUGAGUGUGAGGUACCGCGAAAGGGUACUUAG
This is a messenger RNA of Aspergillus candidus, 1197 nucleotides long. Its product is annotated as o-methyltransferase. The record is from RefSeq and is a predicted model, not a curated record. Gene Ontology annotation, molecular function: O-methyltransferase activity. NCBI's taxonomy places the organism in Eukaryota, Fungi, Ascomycota, Eurotiomycetes, Eurotiales, Aspergillaceae. The transcript is spliced from 5 exons. Bases 1 to 1197 code for a protein of 398 amino acids.